GCUGCGUCCAAUGAGAGGACCCAGCGAGCUGGUGGCAGCCAAUAUCCGUGAGCCGGAGCCCGACACACGGAUAAACACAGACGCAUCCUCCCUCCUGAAGACCACACAGUGACGGAGCGACCCAGUCCAUUGUUUGAGCCGAAGAAACGCAGCCCAUGGCUUCGUACAGAGCUGGCGGGAUGGGAAAGAUGGGGAAGGACCCAAAGAAGCCUAGGGGCAAAAUGUCCUCCUACGCUUACUUUGUGCAAACGUGCCGGGAGGAGCACAAGAAGAAGCAUCCCGGGGCCAGUGUCAACUUCUCAGAGUUCUCCAAGAAAUGCUCUGAGAGAUGGAAGACAAUGUCACAGAAGGAGAAGGGCAAGUUCGAGGAUAUGGCCAAACUAGACAAGGUGCGCUACGAGAGGGAAAUGACGAGUUACAUUCCUCCCAAGGGCCAGAAGAAGAAGCGAUUCAAGGACCCCAACGCCCCCAAGAGACCACCGUCUGCAUUCUUCCUGUUCUGUGCAGACUUUCGUCCCAAGGUCAAAAUUGAGACCCCUGGACUCACCAUCGGGGACACAGCGAAGAGGCUGGGAGAGAUGUGGAACGGCCUCUCUGCAGAGAACAAGCAGCCGUAUGAGAAGAAGGCUGCCAAGCUGAAGGAGAAAUACGACAAGGAAAUCAUUGCUUACCGUACAAAGGGCAAAGUGGAAGUUGCAGCACCUGCCGCACCAGUGGAGGAUGAUGACGACGACGAAGAGGAUGGAGACGAUGACGACGAUGAUGAUGACGACGACGAUGAUGAGUAGAUCGCAAAGGGAUGGGACCUGGAGUUUUGUUUAUGCCAUAUAACCCAACUAUACUCAAUUCACCAUCUUGAAACAAAGUCAGAUUGAACGCGAACAUGUGUAUAUUUAAUGUUUUUAAGAUGUACAGUGUUAUGCUCCUUUUUUUUGUAAAGUUAACACUACAUAUCUUAAGUUGGAGAUUUUCUAGUGGUAGUUCUUUAUCCCUGUUACAAUUUAGGAGGACUACAAACCGGUAUGAAAGUAUCUAGUCUAUAGGUGUUACAACUCAAAAAUAAGAUUUCUGAGUUGGUAGUGUAUUUCUUUUAUUUUGGAAAAAAAAAAAUGUAUGUGCUGUCCCAAUGUCUUUUUAUUGUUCUUUGAAUACCACUCUCUAAUAUCAAAUGCAGCUGUUGACAUUUAAGAAUGUCUUCAAUAAAGGUUGUUUUUUAAAGAAG
This is a messenger RNA of Pleuronectes platessa (European plaice), 1222 nucleotides long. Its product is annotated as high mobility group-T protein. Gene Ontology annotation, molecular function: DNA binding, bending. Gene Ontology annotation, biological process: regulation of transcription by RNA polymerase II. The record is from RefSeq and is a predicted model, not a curated record. Gene Ontology annotation, cellular component: nucleus. NCBI's taxonomy places the organism in Eukaryota, Metazoa, Chordata, Actinopteri, Pleuronectiformes, Pleuronectidae. Bases 156 to 788 code for a protein of 210 amino acids. The transcript is spliced from 5 exons.